Caenorhabditis briggsae is the source of this 1704-nucleotide messenger RNA. It is a transcript of the gene Cbr-set-30, whose product is annotated as Protein CBR-SET-30. Gene Ontology annotation, molecular function: protein binding. Gene Ontology annotation, cellular component: nucleus. Bases 1 to 1704 code for a protein of 567 amino acids. NCBI's taxonomy places the organism in Eukaryota, Metazoa, Nematoda, Chromadorea, Rhabditida, Rhabditidae. The record is from RefSeq and is a predicted model, not a curated record. The transcript has 10 exons.
AUGUCGUCUGGAGAUGCUCCGUUAGACGUCGUGGGUGUGGAGAAGAUUGGGUCUAAACCAAAAAGUAAAGAAUUCUACCCGUUCGCCUAUUCCUUGUUAGACUCGACCAAAAACCAUUACUGUUGGACUUGUUUAGGAGAAACUGUAGAUUUAACAUGCGACAAGUGUAAAGUGGCAAAAUUUUGUUCCAAGCAGUGUCAAACUUCGGGAGCCUUUGACCACAAGUACGAAUGUGGACCUUUACACAACUGCAAAGAUCUCAAUACAGACGAACGGAUGCUUCUUAGAAUUAUUGGCAGAUACAAGGUCUCAAAAUUUCUUCUGAUUUUUUUGCAACAAAAAGUAUCUGUUCAGGACAUUCUCGAUGGGAAUGACAAAAAAAUUGAUGGGUUCUAUACCAAUCGAGAGAGUGGCCGAAGUGUCAUGCAAAUUUGGGAACAUUGUGCUGAUAUGAAAAAGGACGAAAAUGCAAUGAAUGUUUUUAAGAAAAUUUAUGACCGUGUGAAACAAUACGGGGACAAAACGCACUUGGUUGACAAAGACACCGCUUUCCAACUUCAUUCCAGAAACUUUAUCAAUCGACACAGCAUUUCGAAUGUAGACUAUUUGAGAGAAAUUGGAAAAGGGUUAUAUUUGGACCUCUGUCGUUAUGAUCACUCGUGCAGACCCAAUGCGAUCUACAGUUGCAAUGGCACCGUAGCUAAACUUCGAGCUCUACACGACAACGUGGAUUUGGAAAAUGUGGAAACCACUCACUAUACAUAUAUCGAACUUCCUCCGUGUAAAAUCCAGCGGCGCCACAUGCUCAAAGAAACGUGGUACUUCGAAUGUCACUGUGAGCGAUGUGAUGAUCCGGAGGAUAACUGGCUUACAGCUGUUAUUUGUCCGGUUUGUAUUGCGAAGACCGAAUUUCGUAAAACGAUCAAACUGCAUGGCCAGGAAGCGUAUUUCAAUUCAGAAACGUUGGAAAUUGUCUGCGAUAGAUGUCACACCACACUAGACAGGGAGUACAUUUUCAUGGCACUGGAUGGGAUGAGAACAAUUCGAAGAACAAUCGAAGGAGCUGAAGAUGUCUCGCAAGACCCGGUAGAGCUCCUGAAAAUCUUCCAAGGAGCACUUCUGAGCUACGAGCGUAUUCUUCCAAUGUCAAAUGCCUAUUUUUGUCAACUGAUUGCCGCUAUGAUUCCAUUGAUUGCUCGAGUUCAGAUGACUAAAAGAGAAAGACUGGUGGCUUCACUGGAUUUGCAUUUCAAAUGUGAACCGUUUGUGAGAUACGUCUAUCGUUAUGCUCAUCCUUCAAAGGCAAUGCACUUUUUGCAAAUGGGACAACUCCACUUGGAACUGCACAACGACAAAGACGCGGCAAGAUAUCUUAUCGAAGCGCAUCGCAUCAUGGAUUAUCUCUUUGGAUCCGACCAUUUCCUGUCAAAACAAACCAAGGGAUUUAUGGAUCACGCACUCUCGUCACUCAUGCAAUUCCAGAGAAGUUUUGUGAAUGUUCUUGAAAAAGCACCGGAAGCUAAAAAAGCGUUGGAAGAGAAAUUGAUGACCAAGGACGAGAAGAAAGCGUUGAAGGAUGCAGAGAAGAAUAAAAAGAAGAGGAAUAAUAAGAAGAAUAAGAAAAAUGCUUCGAAUGGAGCAUCAACCAAACAAUCCGUCGAUGAUGAUCUUGGAGACCUUCCAGAACUUAUUGCAGAUAUGUAG